GGAACCUAUACCUUACAAUCAAGAAGCAAGCACAAAGAAAUCAAAUUGGCUUAUACUAGCUCGUAAAAACGAUGUUGGAUACUGGAUUGGAAGGCCAUAAACGUCGUUUACAUGACAACCGGUUGAGCAGUUUUUCAAAAUCGACUGAUGUGUGAACCAAAUAAACUCUUAGAAGGUUUGCCAUUUUUGCCUGGAAAUACGUUCAGGGACCCCACACAAAAUAAUUUACAUUUGUCACACACUCUCAGUUUGAAAAACGGUUUUCAGUAUGCCAAACCUUAUCCAGAAGUUGGUAUUGGCGGUCGUCCUUUGAAAGUUAACCAGCUUACCGAGGAAGAAUUGGAUGAAUUGGCGAAUUUUCAACCUACCUUAACGUAUGGAAGGGCGAAACAAGCACCUCCGUCUGCAUUCGUACCGGCUCAUGUAGCACUACACAAUAAAGUUCUUCGAUUUUAUGGGUACUUCAAAGAGACGGUUAAUGAAUCUCCAGCUGAGCACUACAGGGUCAGACUAGUACAGAUAUUCUAUUUUCUUGAGGAUGACAGUAUGUCAGUAAUGGAGCCACCUCAAAAUAAUAGCGGCAUACCACAAGGUAAACUUGUUCGCAGACACAGAAUCCCAAAGAAUGAUGUCGGUGACUGUUACAAUUGGCGUGAUCUUAAUUUGGGUAUAAGUCUACCCAUAUAUGGUCGAGUUUAUCGCAUAACAAACUGUGAUAAGUUUACAAAGGAUUUCUUAGAAAGUGAAGGUGUUGUAGUCAAUCAACCAGAACCUGAACCAAUUGAUCCAUAUUUAGCUGAAAGAGCAAAACGUGAGGCAAUAGCUGUUGGCAAAACACCUUCAUCAUUUGAUAAACGACGACAAUAUCUUGAAUUGGAUCGUAAAGUCCUACGAUUUUUCGCUGUUCAAGAUGAACGACAUGAAAUGUUUGGUGACUGUCGUAAAUUUAUCAUACAUUACUAUUUAGCUGAUGAUACACUGGAGAUACGUGAGGUUCAUACACUGAAUGAUGGUCGUGAUCCCUUCCCAUUAUUGUUAAGACGUGAAAGGAUACCAAAGAGUCGGGAUGAUAUACCUCCAUACUUUCCAAGUAUAAGUAUGGAGAUAACAGAAAAUGAAGUUAAAGAAUAUUUUUCACCGAGAGAUUUUCGUAUUGGCCAGUCAGUGAAUAUACUUGGACGAAAAUAUUUAAUCUAUGACUGUGAUAGCUUUACAAAAGCCUGGUAUCAUAAUAAUUUUGGACUGACAGAUUUUACUCCUUUGGAUGUAGAAAUUAAACAACCAGAAAUACCGAAAAAAGAAAUUCCACCAUUUACCGGAUAUGGUACAAUUGAAGACAGUUUAUCUUCAACAAAAUCGUUUAUACUAAAACCUCCAAAAGCUGAUUUUGCUAAACAAGUCGAUUAUGCACAAAAAGUUUUAAGAUAUGAAACCCGCUUGGAUAGUGUUCGACCAGAAGAUGCAUCUAGACGAUUUAUUCUAUCCUACUGGUUAGCUGAUGAUAUGAUAUCAAUUUUUGAAACUCCUGUAAGAAAUUCUGGUUUCAUUGGUGGAACAUUUCUUAAAAAAGCAAGAGUUGCUAAACCUGGUAGUACAAUCGACAAUCCAGUGUACUAUGGUCCAGCAGAUUUUUCUUUAGGUUCAAAAAUUGAUGUAUUUGGUACACGUUUCAUUAUAACAGAUGCUGAUGAAUAUGUUGUAAAGUUUCUUGAAGCAAAUCGUGAUCAAUUUCCUGAUGAAUUGAUCACUUGUCUAAGAGCACGUUUAACAGAAAAAGAAAUUCAAGAGAAGGCAAAGCAACAAAUGAAAUCUAAAAUGAGUAAAGGAUGUAAUCUUGAAUUUAGACGAGAAGAAGGUGAUAUUAAUGAUGUAAUGAAUGAAGUAAGAACUCAGCUGAAGAAAAUGGCAAUUACAGAUAAAUGUAGAAUUGAUGAUAUGUUUCUUACGUAUAAUAAAGAUCGACUUGGUUUUAUUGAUAUUGAAAAUCUAAAGGAUAUGUGUAAAAAGAUAAAUAUUCCACCGGAUGAAGAUAUUCUGAAUGCUGUAUGUUUUUUGUUUCAUCAGUAGUAUUUUUAACUUCAUUUUUUAAUCAUUCCUUUGUAUUCUGACUGUAACACUGAACUUGAAGUCUCAGUAACCAAUCUCUUACUUUUAUAGAGUAGAGUUACUAACUUCACAACUAAGCUUCUCUCAAUUCUGGGUUCACUAAUGGCUGGUAAACUAUAUGGGAUUUAAGAGUGCUUCAGUCGGGAAUCGAACCUGGACUACCUGAGUGGCUAACUGGACAUUAUAAAAGUGAUCUACAGACUCAAGUUUUCAAUUUAAGUACAAUUUUGUUUGUUAAUAGUGAAUUUUGAUGUUUAAAAUGAUAUUCUCCAAUCACAGUGAUAUCGUUCAAAAUUAUGUAACUGGAUACACAUAAACGAAUAUGAAUCAAUUGGCUAACAGAUAAUUUAACUUCUGAAGUACUUAAAUUUCAAUAGAUAGGCAUAUAAAUAUUUGAAAAACUGGGUUAAAGUUGAUUCUUUCAUCUGUCAGACAGAUGAACGAAAAACUUUAGUACAAUGUAUAUCAGUUCAAGUUGACGCACUUCAAAAAGCUGCUUGAAAAAUAUGGCACGAAUGGAAGAAUGUCAUUAGAACAGUUUGGAAAGUUUUUUGAACUACCAUAAUGGAAUUAUGAUUAGAGAAUAACACUAUCUUAUACUAUGAAAAAGAUAAAUACUAUCAUCCCUGCUUGUGUUUGUGUUACUUACCAUUUU
Molecule: messenger RNA, 2761 nt
Organism: Trichobilharzia regenti
Lineage: Eukaryota; Metazoa; Platyhelminthes; Trematoda; Strigeidida; Schistosomatidae
Source: the annotation of a GenBank genome assembly